AUGCCUGACAGUUCGGACUCCAGCCGUCGCUCACUGUCAGACGCGGGCAGGAAGCGGCUGUCCAGCUUCCCGUCCCGGCAGCGGCGGAUGGGCCCAGCGCCCCUAGCCUCAUUCGAGGACCUCAGCAUGGAUAAGACAACGUCUGACUCCAGCCCUGAGGAACGCACACAUCUCCCAGAUAUCGGCGAAGAGACAUCCACAGCGACCACACCAGUAACGCCCGUGGCCAAGACGGCCCUCAGCGUCCCGGCCUCCCCGAGAAUCCGCGUCUCAGCAGCGUCGUCGUCGUCGCCGCACGAGACAGAUUCCAAGGAGUCCACCCCAGAGAAAGAACUCUUUUCGGGUUACGCCAAGUCCGGCUUCUGCGAAGACAUGGCGGCGGAUCUGCAUUCCAGCACGGAGGAGCUGGACGCCGACGAGGAGGAGCAGCAGCGCAAGCGGAGGGACCGCGCCUGCAAGCUGGCGGAGCUGGAGCGACGGGAGGAGGCUCUUCGCACGGCGGAUCUCAACCGCAAAGGAUCCUCGUCCUCGGUGCUCAGCGAUGGCCUCCUGCCCGUCACCAGCGGCCACUCCAGCAGGCUCUCCUCCUUAGGCUCUAUAGGCUCAGCGAGACGAUCACCCUCGCCUCACAAGAUGCUUUUAGAAACCUCUUUUUGUGGCAGUCGACCCAUCCAGCAGCCCAGCAUCGACCUGGAAGACCCCCCGGUCACCACCACAAAAAUCAUGAAUUUCACCGUCGAGAAAAUCGAGCGAGUCAAGUCGCCCAUGGAAGCGCGGCCUCCUGACAUCUUCCGCUCGUCGCCGUCGACCGUCCUUCCCCAGAGGCAGGAGGACAUCAUCAUGGCGGUGGAGGCCAUCCCCGCCUCAGAAUUCCAGCCAAGCAAGUCCGAAAUCCUGAUGGCUGUGCCGCCUCCCAGGAAGCAAGUGGAGGCCCAGACGGCACCCAAGAAGUUGGAUGCUGUGAGAGACUCGCAGGACAUCACUGCCAAACCCAGAUCCCCUAGAGAGCAAAAAUCAACGCAACCACCCAAGUCGCCUCAAGCAGUACAAGCCACCAAGCAAGCACAGCAGGAGAAGCAAGCGGACCAACUGGAACCACAACAACAACGACAACCGCUGUCAUCGCCUCGCUCACCACGAUCGCCAAGAAUGCCCAAGAAGGUCCCUGUGCCCCAGGUUCCUGACCUGAAGGACCUCCCGAAGACGUCUCCAACUCCUUCUGCAUCCUCAUCAGCCGCAGUCACUGCCACGACUCCCGAGCACCCGAACGCGCGCUCCUUCUCCACCACUCCCUCGGCGUCCCCAAGAGCCUCCAGAAGACGGAGGACGAGAGGAGAGGACAUAGAAAGCGGGUCUUCCUCUCCCUCAGUCUCAAGAAAAAGUUCCUUUUCGAAUCUUUUCCGAAAAUCGGACGCUGUCAUGAGCCCUGUCACGCCUGACUCUCCAGGAUCUAGUGGACGCAAAAGUCCCUUCAGUCAGUUCAUCAAAUCGGCUAAGAAAGAAUUCCGGUCCAGGAGCAGGUCGAGAAGCCGGAGUAAGAGCCGGGAGAGAGAACUGGAGGAUGACACCCAUGACAGGAGGGGAGUGCUGUCCAUUUUCAGGCCCAAGACGAAGAAGAAGGACGCGGAGAAAACCACAAGAGGCAGUGAGAAAAGCAUUUCUUCCUCUGACGCUAAGCUCAAUGAAGCCAUCACUAAUGUUGAGUUUACCUUUAACGAUGACGGCAAAUACCAGCCCUCGUCCUUCGGGCUGAUCAGACAGGAGAGCGAAAUGAGCAGAGCCAUCAAAGAGCCCCUGAGAGGAGUCCCGCCCCCGGCAGAGGGAGAACCCGAGGCGCCGAAGCAGGACAUGAUCUCCUCCAGGGACAGCUCCUACAAUGAGCUUUCCUCCAUCAUGAGUCCGGACGGAAAAGCUGCUGAGAAGGCCGCACCUCCAGAGUCCAAAGAUGUUUCAGAGAAGGGCAAGAGAGACCAAAUAGAUGACGAUGAUGUAUUUGAAAAGCCCGCCGAGGUCAAGCCAACGAUACCCUCUCCGUCAGUAGAGCGUGUUCAGAAAGAGAAGAAGGUUGAGGAGCCUGUGCUCGAGAAGCCGCACUUGCCGCCAAAGCAGAAGGACCGGCCGGAGGAGCUGACUGUUGCUGCGCCCGACCAAUACGAUGAUUGAGUACCUGAAGACCAAAGCCAAGCAGCAGCAGGCGGCAGAAUCUGGUGUUCCUUUAGACUCCCCCGACGUGGAGAACAAAGGCUUGGUCUCUCAGGACUCCGGCGAGGACGGAGAAUUGCCAUACGUGCCCACAACGCUACCCACAGAACGUCCUCUUGCUGCGCCCAUCAUUCCCGUGAAGGAACGGCCUCCGCACCUCCGCACAACACAGUCCAUCGACCGCCCUCGCAGCACCACGCCCCUCAUCACAGGUCUUUUGGAGGAGUACAAACAAGUAGCGGGGACGCCGGAAGGGGAUCCGGAAAAGAUGAUGAUCAACAUUCCCCAGAGCGGCCCGGUGAAGGUGCUGCCCACCAAGAGCCCGAAGAGGCAGACUUCCAAGAGCUGGGACGACUUCUGCCAGGAAGGGCUGCGCAGCCCCCGGCAACUGAGGAAGCAGUACCGGGAGGCGAGGAUGAAAGUUUCCGAGGACGACGUCCCUCCUCCGCUCCCGCCAAAGGUGCGGUCGCCCGCGCGCUCUCCUGUGUCACAGCCGCCUCCGACGCCGCCCGCCGAAUCCCCAACGCAAGACACCGGCUCCUCCAGAGGGACGCCGGACGGAGCCAAGAGCUGGAUCAACUUCGACGAGAUGCCAGAGAUCGUGCUGAAGCCCGUGCGGCAAAUCAAAACGGUUCCGCCGAGACAUUCCGAGAAGGCUGAGCCGCAACGCGUGUCGGAGAAGGUGCUGAAGGACUGGCGGGAGCCACUCACGCAGGAGCCGCGGUCGCAAGAGGAGAGAAAACCGCUGCAGGAGGAGCCCCGCCGGCUUCCGCCUCCCUUGCCGGCUCCCCUGAACCACGACCUCUUGGACUCGGACAGCGCCCGCACGCCCUCCGAGGCCUCCACGCCCGACAAGAGCUCCGACCGCUCCUCGGACAGCGACAAGCCCACGAGCCCGUCGAGCGAGGAGGGCAACACGGUGCGCGAGCGCCUCGAGGAGAUCAAGAAGGGCGGCGACGAGGGCGAGAACUCCGACCUGGAGAGGCUGCUGGCGCCCGUCAACGAGUGCAUCAACAGGCUGUCGUCGCUGUCGUCGGAGCCGAGCAUGAUGGAGCGCAGGUCGCCCAUCCCGGACAACUGGGCGGACUUCCUGCUGCCGCCCCAGCCAGGGCGGAGGUCGCGCCUCUCCUCCCUGGGGUCCGACGCGGGCUCCGUCGGCGGCCGCUCGCCCUCGCCCUCCUGCAUGCUCCUCGAGACGUCCUUCUGCGGCUCGGCGCCCAUCGACGACCCCGCAGCAGCCGAGCCCGACGUGCCCAUCCCCAUCGCCCGGAAGCUGAGCGGCGUCUCCCUGGGGGACCUGUGCCCCUUCACCCCGCGGGAGAGGUCGCCGGGGCUCAUCCCGUGUGCGGAUAGGACCUCCAUACUCAGCGAUUCCUCAGCCGAGGGCGGGGGCUCGCCCAAGGAAUCGGACUACUACACCCGGCACCACAGCGAGCCGCAACGGAGCCAGCCGGGGGCGGGGCGGCAACUCAACCCGUUCGGCAUGGACUUAGGCGUGAGAAGCAAUCGCUCGUCCGUUGUGUCUCAGGACCAGAGUCCGCCAGAGAGUCCAAAUCAGGCCCUCUACCCCCCACCCUAGGCCACCUUGUCUUCACGUAGAUAAAAAGAGAUAAUAAUAAUAAAUAAUAAAUAACAAUAAUAAUACUAAAAAAAAACAAGUUAUUAAAAAAAAAAAUCUAGACUUUUCGUUGGUCGUUUAGCUCCGGUCGUGUUCAAUUCUUUUUCUAUUCAUAUUCCUUGUAUCUAUGCAUUUAUAAGAGCGUAUUUUGCAUUUUCAUAAUCUAGUACUGGUAGUGUGUUGACGUUGUUGGAACCGGCGUCAUUUUUUUCCUCCUUGUAAAUUAUUGUACAUUAGAUCUCAUCUUCCAAAUGUGAUAGCGAAUGUUGUUGACUUAAAAAAAAGAGAGAGAAGGUAAUAGUAAUAAUUAAAUUAUCUUUUAAUCAU
Molecule: messenger RNA, 4147 nt
Organism: Penaeus monodon (black tiger shrimp)
Lineage: Eukaryota; Metazoa; Arthropoda; Malacostraca; Decapoda; Penaeidae
Product: serine/arginine repetitive matrix protein 1-like
Source: RefSeq, a predicted model, not a curated record